CUUUUGACAGACAUAUUGUUGUUUAAGGGUGCAUAAUUCAUUUCAUCAAAUCGGAUGUUAAUAACAAUGUUCGAGGUUCAUUUCUAGUUCGAACACCAGUGGCGUAAUUUUGGCGUUUUGUUUGCCAACAAUAAAAUAUCUUUGUAUACCCUUUUAUUCUAUAAGAAAUGUACCUGCGAAGGGUAUGGUAUCAUAGCAUCGGUGCAGCCGAAGUUAACAUUUUUUCUUGAUUUUAAUUGUCGUGGAGAAAAUUUAAACGUCAUGGAGAAAAUUUCUAUGAAAGUGGCAUGUUUUUGUAUAUGAAAAUAUUUUUCCAAAUUGUUUAUAACUAUGAAAUUAAACCGAAAAACUAAAUUUUAUAUCAGCCAUAGUAAAAUUUGAAAUGGCCCCUUCUGAAUAUAAUGACGCUGUUUUCUUGAAAUCGUUACUACUUACUUAUAUGAAUAAAUAAUCGCGCAGGGACCAAGAAAAACAAAUUAAAAACGGAACGAAUCAAUGCAAGAGUAAAUGUUUGUAUCAACUGAGGGCUUAACGGUCUGAUAUAGUAGAACAGCUGAGGAGCAUUCAGUUAGUGCGAAACUUGUGAGCAAUCAUAGUCAGAUCCAGUGUUUCUCGCUCAAUAGCUGAGCGCGCAAGCGCCAUCCAGAAGUCAACAUACUCAAAGCGUCGCUCACCAAGUAUAACAUUGCUGGCAAGAGUUGACGCCAACGCAAUUCAAAGUUAUCAGUAUCCAAGAGUCGGUCGGCGUGUCGACGCCGUUGAAUCACUAUUCGCCAGCUUUGCCUAAUAAAUAUGAGAAAGUAAUUAACAUUAGCGUGGAAGUGAAUGCUGUAAAGUGAAAUGUGCUGACGCGUCGCAAAAAAACUAACAGAAAACUGAUAACAAAGAAAUUGAGAAAAACAAAAAAAAAAUUUUAAUUCAAAUUAAAGUAUUUAAUUCUUCUGCAAACUUGUAUUUAUUCGGUUACUAUCGGUCUAGUCAGUGUGUUUAUGCUCUACUAAUAUAUACUAAUUAAGUGACAGGAAACAUUGUUCCGGUAAAAAAGAAGAAUAAAGUAAAGUAAAAUAAUAUCCCACCAUCACUGACCCCACCACAAAAGUAUGACAACAUCAGCAUUUAAAAAUAAGCGUAACAACGCGGCAUCCAACGAUGCCGAAGCCGACGGUCACAUUUCCAAUGAUGCGAAUAACGUAGACUUAAAUCACACUAUGGAAAAAACAGACUCUGAGGAAGAUGCUUGGUCAUCAACCGGAUACAACUACAUAAAUCCAUUUGUUCAUCGUUUGCAAAUCGAGAAUAACAUCGAUUUAGCAAAGAUUUACGUGCUAACAGUGCUUUUGAUGCCGAUUCGCGUAUUCGGCUGUCUUCUCUCACUUCUAUCCGCAUGGAUGUUUGCCUGCAUCGGCUUGUACGGUUUAACACUCGACGAUUUAAAGGCGAGACCCAUAACCGGCUGGCGAAGACAAUUUCAACGCAUAACCUCCGGCGCCAUGCGUACGCUCUUCGCUGCCGGAACAUUUCAUCAUGUCAAAUUGACUGGCGAACGUGCGUCACCGAAGCAAGCACCCAUCAUGGUGGUGGCGCCGCACUCAUCGUAUGUUGAUUCGAUCAUUGUGGUAACAACUGGUCCACCAUCGAUUGUGGCGAAGCGUGAAACCUCUGAUAUACCUCUGUUGGGCAAAAUCAUUAAUUUCGCCCAACCCAUUUAUGUGCAACGCGAGGAUCCCAAUUCUCGACAGAAUACGAUACGUGAGAUUGUAGAGCGUGCACGCUCUGAAGAGGAGUGGCCACAAGUAGUUAUCUUUUCUGAGGGCACGUGUACCAAUCGCAAGGCAUUGAUUAAAUUUAAGCCUGGUGCAUUCUAUCCAGGCGUACCUAUACAACCAGUAUUGCUCAAGUAUCCUAACAAAUAUGAUUCAUUCACGUGGACUUGGGACGGUCCAGGCGUUCUGAAACUACUUUGGAUGACAAUGUCGCAAUUCUAUAGUCGUUGUGAAAUCGAAUUUUUACCGGUGUACACACCGUCUGAGGAGGAAAAGGCUGAUGCGAAUUUAUAUGCGAAUAAUGUGCGAGAUGUUAUGGCUAAAGCGCUUGGUGUGCCUACGUCAGAAUACUCUUUCGAAGAUGUGAUUACAAUGAGUCGUGCCAAAGAUAUGCGUGUGCCCUUCCCUGGCGAUAUUAUUGAAAUUGAACGGGUGCUUUACAAUUUGGGUUUACUCCCAGAUUCCGUGCGUGAUCAAGAAUUAGUUGCGGAUUUUCUUAGCAUAAACAAUACUGACCGUUUAGACAUAUUUACCUUUGCUGAACUACUGCGGAUCGAUCCCAAAAAUUCGCAACUUCUCCAGCUUUUUGCUUUACUAGAUCAUCAUCACAAGUACACAAUCAAUUUGAAGAGUUUUCUUUUAUGCUCACAGUUUUGUAAACUAAAGAAUGAAGAGAUUAUCGUGUUUCUGCGUGCCAUAGCUAAUCUCUACGCGGAGUCAACACAACGUAUUACACGUCAAAACUUCGCACGCAUACUGAGGCAUACAGGUAAAAUGACGCCGGAAAAGUGCGAUGCAUUAUUCUUUGCCAUCGAUAGCACGAAUAAAGGCUGCAUUUCAUUUGAUGAGUUUGAGCGCUAUACCAAGGAUCAUCCGCAGUACAAAUUCCUUUAUAAGAAGCAGGAGCACUUGAGGCGGACACAAGCGGGCGGUAAUGUAAAAAAGCAAAUUUAGAAAAAGUGAAAAAUUAUUAUACAAAAGAAAGAAAAAGAAACACGCUUGUGUGUGGAUGUGUAUGUAUGUCUGCUGUCAUGAGUACUGCAAUUUCAAAUUAUAAUGGAUUUAAUUAUUAAAACCAAAAACAACAGACGUAUGUCAAUUCAAAGCAAGAAUUGUAUUAUUUUCAUAAAUAUUAUUUCAAAAAUCCCCUUAAAACGUCUGUUUAACAAAGUUAAAAGUAAAACAUUUUCUAUAAUUGUAAAAAAAAAACGUUUAAUUUGAGCAAAUAAGAAGCAAAAAAUGCAAAUUUGAUAUUAAAUAUAAAACACAAGUGUAUUUUUUAACAAACCAAAGCUUAGAGUGAAAACAUCGUUUCCAGAAAAACGCGUUUAAAAAUUUUAGUGACAUUAUGUUAAAAAAAUUUACAAAUACGCUCAUAUCUCUGAACAUAUUUGCCGGACUAAACAAACAUUUUCAGAGUAUAUUUUGAAACAUUUACAUUCGUCAUAUAAAAAUCGAUUUCUUGAAAUUCAUAAGUGGAUAUAGCCCCUUUGACUAGAGUGUACUUGUGGUAAGAAUAUUUAUGUCACACAUAAAACGUGUGUUGGCAGACAUAUGCGAUUUAUUUAACUAAAAUUUAAGUAAAAAUGUCAUCCUUACUUAGCUCAAUGUGCGCUGCAGUCAUUUAAUUUAUAUUUACCGUAAAUAGAGGCAAACCGUUUUGAUUUGUGAAAUUUAUAUUCUCAGUAGCUAUAUUAAUUAAAAUUAAAAUCAGCGUUUAUGAUUGAAAGUUAAAUUUGUAAUAACAUUGAAAAAAUAAUGCAUAUUAGUUCAAUAUUGACUAUGUUUACAUUUAAUGCCAAUAUAAUUAUACAAAUAGAAUUAUAUGACUUUUAGUAAUGUAGGCGUAAUGUGUAGUUGGCCAAAUUUAUUAUGUAUUAUACAAUAAUAUCUAUGUAUAUUAUACACGUA
This is a messenger RNA of Bactrocera oleae (olive fruit fly), 3674 nucleotides long. RefSeq names its product lysophosphatidylcholine acyltransferase (gene LPCAT). The record is from RefSeq and is a predicted model, not a curated record. Gene Ontology annotation, cellular component: endoplasmic reticulum. Lineage: Eukaryota; Metazoa; Arthropoda; Insecta; Diptera; Tephritidae. Gene Ontology annotation, molecular function: calcium ion binding; lysophosphatidic acid acyltransferase activity.